AUGUAUUCACGGGAGAAAUGCAAGAAUCCAACAGAUGGUCUUACACGAGGUGAAUCCGCUGCGCUUUCAUUACGGGAGAAAUAUUGGACAAAGCCAUUGUUUAUGUCGGCAUUUAAAAAAUUACUGUCUGUUCAAGAUCGUGUACGGCGUAGUGUUAAUGUAGCUUUAGGCGCGAACUAUCGUCUUCGGGAUAUAGUAUUAAAAUCAGUUGCAACUCGACUUACUCAAGCUCAAGUACAAAAUGAAUACAUCAGCCCAGUUUCAGCUACGCAAGUUACAAAUUUAUUGAAAUAUCAUCGUUCAUUAACACGACCUUCAAUGUAUUCGGUUGAUGAUUUUAGACAAUGGUGCUUACAACGUGCUGCUAUUCCCCCAAUCCAAAGUUUACAGGAUGUGUUUCUUCCGAUAUAUGAAAUAAUAUCAUGUGACAAUCUAUUCGUAUUUUUUACUAGACAAUUAAUAUCACUCGGUGCAUUAUCACGACUUCUUCAAGUGGAUGCCACGUUUAAGCUUAAUUGA
This is a messenger RNA of Didymodactylos carnosus, 519 nucleotides long. Lineage: Eukaryota; Metazoa; Rotifera; Eurotatoria; Philodinida; Philodinidae. The record is from the annotation of a GenBank genome assembly.